Messenger RNA from Nezara viridula (southern green stink bug), 732 nucleotides. Lineage: Eukaryota; Metazoa; Arthropoda; Insecta; Hemiptera; Pentatomidae. The record is from the annotation of a GenBank genome assembly.
AUGUUCUUGUCACCUAUUUUUGCCAUGUUUAGAACGAAUGUUCCACAUACUAUAAGAAAAAUUAAUGUUAGUCAACCUUUGUUUUUUCAGAUUAAAUGGAACUCCAGUAUUGCCUCGAGUAAAAAUAAAUUUAUCCAGGAAAAAAUAUAUUCUGAUUCUGAUUCUGAUUCUGAUUGGGAUUCGUGUGCUGAAAAGGGAAAAAGUGAAUUUUGGAGACGUAAAAUGAGAACCUUUCAUGGAAUUCUAGACAUAAAUAAAGAUGGAGUUAUUUCUUUUGAUGACUUCAAGAUAUUAGUUGACCGAUUCAUUUAUCUUGGUCAUUUAGAUCUACAUCAGCAAAAAGAAUUCAAUGAAGUUGUACAGAAUAUGUGGGAAGAAAGAUGGGGUACUAUCAAUCCUUACAAUUUAGUAACCACUGAACAAUACCUGGAAGACAUGCAUCAUGUUGUUAAUGAUCGUCAAUUGAGGCAAAAAGUUCAUAACUUCCUGCCAUAUCUUUUCAAGGCUGUUGAUAAAGACAAAAAUGGAUAUAUCACUGCUGAGGAAUAUAAAUUAUUUUUUAAUUGUUUAGGACUUCCUAAAGAAGUAUCUCUGGUUUCCUUUACUGCAGUUGAUGAAAAUCUUGAUGGACGAAUAACCUUAAAAGAGUUUGUAAAAACAGGUAGAGAUUUUUUUCUGACUGAGGAUCAGAGAAAGCCUAGUAAAUUAUUUUGGGGGCCUCUUGUAAAAUAA